Messenger RNA from Oppiella nova, 872 nucleotides. Lineage: Eukaryota; Metazoa; Arthropoda; Arachnida; Sarcoptiformes; Oppiidae. The record is from the annotation of a GenBank genome assembly.
AUGGGUCAAUGGGGUCCACUGUAUGGAAAGUCCGUGAAAAGGACUCAUUUGCAAGCACCUGGCUUAAAUCUCCAUCAAAUGAGCAAUAAUAACAGUGCGUGGAAUGAGGUUGAUGUAAUUAGGCAAUUAAACACCAAGCAAAAUUUGGUAGACUUUCAUGGUAGUUGGCAACAGGGUGAAUCGGUAUUUAUCAAGCAAGAUUUAUAUACCGUAGACCUGGCUACCCUACUUAAUGUCAAAGGGUAUCAGUUUGAUAAGCGACACCUGGUGUUUCCCAGAGAUGACCAGGGUCAUGUGGGUCUAAUUGAGUUUGGUUUCUGUUGCUAUUUGUACCGGGAGAUUUUAAAUAUGCUGGCUCAAUUGCAUAAUGCUAAGCCCAGUAUUAAUUAUGGAAAUUUGAAGCUUGAUAAUAUUUUAAUUAAAUACGUGAACCGGUGUAUCAAGUUUCAAUUUGCUGACUUUGGUUACGCUACCAGGAUACAGAGUGCGCCUGGUCAAGUUUACGAUUUAAUAACCCUGAUGACAAUAUUAGUAAAGGCUAUGUGCGCCUAUGGGAUAUUAUUGGGGAUUUAAUUGAAAAUAAUCAGGGCAAUAAAUGGACCUGUAGCAAAUUAUUAGCCGAUUCAAAUGAUUGGUGUUUAAAUACAAGGCAAAUUAUAAAUGAGCAAGGUUUUGUUAUGGAUGAAUAUAAUAAGCAUGGUGACAUUUACCAAUGUCUUAAACGGGUGUAUAACUAUCGAGAUUGGACUGACGUGACUGACCAUAUAAUCCGAGACAUAACUGGCCAAUUUGAGGGUGGCUAUAAGGUGCAGGCUACAUUUUGGGCUUUGCUAUUCAUGUACGAAUUGAAAAAUGAACUAUUUUAAAUUAAC